AUUUAAUUACAGUUUACAUAUAAAAUAGCAAAAUAGCGAUGUCUGGUCGCAUUAAUUGCCGGGAAGCUUAAUGUUGGCAAUAAGGACGUAUAAUCCGCGAUGUAACGGGUAUUUCGAUUAAUCUUGUCACAAUGUAAUGUAUUUAUACGAACAAAAAGCUACCAUACGUCUCGCCGAGUGAUCGAUAGAGGUCGGCGAGAGGGUAGGCAGGGGAAGUAGAGAUUAAUAUGUCAAUUAGAGUGUCUGCAGUGACAGUUAUUUCUCUGUAUAAGCGAUGAUAAGCGAGAGGGGAUGUUCUCUCCAUACUCCAGUCACGUAUGCACAUAGUCUACAGGGUGUUCCACUUCGGCGGUGUCACCUGUCGAGCACAGAUCCUCCCGGAGGGUCUAUUUUUUCCCGACGAAAAUGUCGAAGUAGAUUUUCGAGCAAUUAGCGGAGAAAAAUAAGGGACUUUCUUGCAAUAUUGUCAUCGUUUGACGUUGUCUUUAACUUUCUUAGCCUUUAAUGUCCUUAACAUUCUUAGUCGGGUCGUUUAUUUCAACGAAAUAUUAAUUUUCUUAUAAUAACGUUAUACAAGUUUUUCAUGUGAAAUUAUGUGUUUUUCAAUAAGUUGCUGCAGACGAUGAUUUCCCUUGACAUUUACGCGCUAACCCGCCUCCAAACUAGUCAAGGACUCCGCCGUUAAAAGAUGAAACGGCAGAAGUGGAACGCUCUAUAUACAUACAGCGACGAUUACUGUCCACGCACGCAUGCACGCACGCAUGGCGGGCAGCAGCCUUCUGGAAAGUUUUUUUCCCAAAUUGCUCGCACAUCGCGUCUCGCCGUUGACAGACUUUUAAAACGUUAUACGGACGGCUGAGCAGAACGAGGAUUGGAUCUAAUCUCUCUAUGAAUUAAAUAUCUCGAUGAUUCUCGAGAACUGAUAGAUUCGCAGAAAUUGAUUCAUUAUAUAUUCAAGCGUCUAAUAUAAGAAUUUAAAAACCUGAUUUCACAAAGCAGACCUCUCACGAUUCUCGUGUGUCGUGUCCUGAUCAAUCAAAGACAUGUAUUUAAAAUUGAGAAUUGCAAAUUUUUUUUUCACGCGUGAGAAAGAAAACCUGAAAUAUGUCUAUUGCUUUCUGCGCUUCAAGCUAUACGCGAUUCCUUAAACGUAUAGUCGAAAUUGUAGGUCGUGUCGUCGAAUUCGUACGGAGGAUGAUCGCAGUUUGGAGAAACCUCGCGCGUCACUCGAUCCGUUAGAAAAGCCACAUCGUUUCCUGUGUAAACGUACUUUGUACGUAAAUGUCCAGGUACCUUCCGCCCAAAUCGGCUCAGGAGUUAUUGUAUGCAUAUCGUAUGUCACACCCGGAAGUCAUUAGUCAUCGCUUAUCCAUUUAAUUUAGGCGCGGUGAAAAGCGCGCUGCUUAUUUAUUUCGUCGGGCGUAACGCGAGAGAUUUACAUUAAAAGCUGCGAAACGUCCGCCGUUAACUAAAUAUGUGCACGCCACAAUCGACGCGGCAAACGGUCGCGCGGAGUAAUUAUUUCCGCGUAUUUCGUAUUAUCGACGGCACUUCCGGUUGCGCGGUUACACCGCGAGGAUUACGCGGCGGCUCAAGGAUGUGUGUAUUGCGCGGAUUGCGUCAGGAUUGCGUGCCCGUCGUCCGCGCGAUUGCGUUGCGUCCGCGCGACGUCUCUCCUCUCGUCUCGAGAGAGAAACCGCCGUGAUAAACAUUUGCGGGUGAUCUGUGACGCGCAUACAAUGGCCCCUUUUGUUCUUCGUUCGAGGCGGCGCGCGACGCGUCUCUGGUCGAGGAUCGCGUUAUCUUCCGCGCGAUAGGAGCGCGCGCGAUUACGACCGGCCAUCAAGCAUUCAAAUUACCGGAAAGUCAUUAAACGUGCGGCCGGCGGAGAGUGAAGAGAAUAGUCCAUUUACCGCGCUUCCACUGAGAGAUACGUAAAGCAUAAAAUAAGCUCUCUUGCAGCACCAGCAUUCUUCGCGCCGAGAAGUGCCUCUUAACUUGAGAUUUCGUGACAUCUUUUGGAUGUACGUCAUAUAAAAAUGACAGCAUUCCAAAAAGAUAGCACGGUUUCUCCAGGCAUCUAAUUAAAUUUGCCAAUUUGUCGAAAACAUGACGCCAAAGGAACGUUGAAUAAAAUAUUCAUUCCUAGCUGGAUUUAUUUCCAUUAGACUUCACUUUAAUCGCGAGAUCUAGCAACAUGUAUACGUGCUGCUUGAUGCAAAAAUAUGCUAAUUGCGUUGUUUUUCACCGCGCUCCCUUCUAUCGACGUCUCCACAUGAUGUACAGAUUACUACCAUGUAUUCCACGAAUUCCAAGCGGCCGUAUUCCGAUUAUGCCGUUGAUUUCUAGCGAAUUUUUAGCGGUUGUUUAUUCGUUUCCUUUGUAUUCUUUGAAUCGCAGAAAUUCAGCAAAAAUAUUUUUAUGCUAACUGAAUCCGUUUGAUGCUGUUUGCAUGGCGAAAAUUACGCCGAAAAUCUGCAGAAUGUGAGUUGCGAAACGUUGGGAGUUUGAUGAGCCGCGGUAGAUAAAUCGAAAUAUCCGAAACGGUAAAAACGUGCUCGGCGAAUUUGUUAUGUCGCGCGCUCGGCGCGUCGAUGAUAGAGUAUCGUUAUCGACGUGUCAGAUAACGAUCAUUCGAAACGCCCAGCAGAAAUAGCAUCGCAUUGCUACCGGGCUUUAGUAUCGCGCGAGCCGUUGAAGGUGGAUCGAAAAGUCGUGCCGAAAGGAGCAUGCGAGUAGACGAGGAUGACCGACCCCGUUCAGGGUUGGGCUCUCGACGAACCGGUAAACUAGAUCGUUGACAUCUCCCUCCCCCGUCGACAAUUCUAAUUUCGGAUUUAGCUCUAGUUAAGAUAAAGAACAAGAGAGACUCCUACACCGAGAGAUACAAUAAAGAAGAUAAGCCGAUAAGAGAGAUAAUGAAAAAAGUCGUUGCGGCGAUCCGCGGUUGAUUCUGGGAGGAGGCGGGACGAAAAUGGUCGAAAAGGCAAAAGGAUGACGAAGAGAAAAGACGGAGAAAGAAAAAAGUAGGAGUGAACAGGUGAAAGACAAUUGACAGCGAAAUUAGCAUAAUUGAAGCGUGAAAUUUCCGGUGGCUACGACACACGUGGACGUGGAUCGCGAAUGGAAUCGCUUCUCAACGGAGAAGAAAAGACAAUAAACAAGGAAAAAGAAAAGAACGAAAAAAAAAUUUUGUCGGUGAAAAAUCUUCACGAUUAAGACGUGGAAUUUCUACUGAUCGUGUUGGUCAAAAUAAGUACAAUUAGUUCUAAUAAAAAGCUAAAGAAACGGCAAAGAAGAUUAAAGGCAGGAAAAAAAGAGGUAGAAAACUUUGAAAGAAUAACCGCGAGAUUAAGAAGUGACGUGGAUAAAAAAAUUUCGAGAAAAAACAAUGAACGCGCGUUUGCACGAGGUGGCAGCAGGAGAAGGGGGAGGAGGAGUUGAGACAGGGGAGGAGAGUGGAAACAUCAUUCUCGGCGACGGUUGUCAGCGGCGGGGUCGUUGCACCGACCUCCGCGACGACUGGAUCGGCAAGGCGUCGGGUUACGCCGAUGUCGGUGUACGUCACAUGGCGAGAGGAAACGAGAUCGAUUUCCCGUCGCGCGAAUUGCUGAGACCACCGCUGCCGCCGCCGCUACCGCCGUCGUCUUAUGGUCCAGCGAUCGCGUUUAGCAACGUGGACAUCUUACCCGGCAUUAUUGCCGCACCCUCUUCCAGCAUUACGUCACACGCUGGUGAUAAUACUAGAUCACGAGCUUGCGAUAUCGGGACGACAUCUUGCUCCACGACGAGAUUUCCGUAUGCGCCUGGUUGCAACGUGGCGUGCAGUAAUGCACCAGCGACGACGUGCAAUGUCGCUUCAGCGGGCGCCGAUUGCAACGAUCCGACGACGGUGGCAACGUGGUAUCGCAACGACGACGGUCAUUUGGCCGAGCCGCAGCAGCCGGGAACUCGCGCGGCGAACACGGCGGCCUCGAGGAUCUGCCAGGUGGGCCCGAUUGACGUCGAGGAUCUCGCGAUGUACUUCGAUCCACCGGCGGACGGCUGCAAGCCACCCUCGGCGGGCAAUCGCGCGAUCCACUCGAGGAGGUCGCGAUACGGACAGGCCGCGAGGAUGGACCAGCCCCCUCGGGAGUACCGCCGCGAUCUCGACUUCCGUGAUCUACCCUCUUGCGAUCUGGCGCCCAACGAUCUACGGACUUGCGACAUGGGGCCCAGCACCAUGGGAUAUUGCGAUCUGGGGUACGGCGAUCCACGGCUCCGCGACUUGGGAUACGACGGCCCGCGAUUUUUCUCGGGCCCGAGACUUAUUAGCGAUCCGCGAUUCGGCGGCGUGAGGCUGUGCGAGGAGCAGCAGCAGCAGCAGCAGCCCCACCACGAACCGGGCCGACACAAUCUGGGCGAUCCGGGACCGGGCAAUUGGUACUGCAACGACUGCCCGGAACUGUUCAAUUUCUGCAGCGAGGAACGGUGGCUGCAGUGCCCGGUGAGCGAUCGCUGUCCCCUUUACGACACCUCGUACGCUUACGGCGCGCCCGUCUUGCCGCCGUGCAUGUACGAGAGUGGUUACAAUGAUAACGAUAACUGGCAUUACGGCUACGUGGAGGAUGAACAGCUCGAGGAUUAUUUGAGCAACGAGAAAAGGAAGGAGAGAUCCCGCGAUGCAGCGCGCUGCAGGCGUAGCCGGGAAACCGAUAUCUUUACCGAGCUCGCGGCCGCGCUUCCGGUCGCGCCGGAACAAACGGCGCUCUUGGAUAAGGCCAGCGUAAUGAGGUUGGCAAUUGCCUACCUCAAAGUUCGGGCCGUCGUGGAUUCCAUUCCAGUUACGCUGGCAAAAUCCGAGUCGUCCGCGAAGAUGGAUGAACUAUUUCCAAAAGCUCUCAAUGGUUUUAUGUUAGUACUCUCCAGUGACGGCAAUAUGGUCUACCUCUCAGAGAACGUCAGAGAUUAUCUCGGAGUGUCACAAAUGGAUAUGAUGGGACAAAGUGUAUACGAAUACAGUCAUCCCUGCGACCAUGAUGAAUUGCGCGAGUGCCUCUCCUCGAAGUCGACGGAAAGCAAUGAGAAACGUGCCUGCAACUUUUUCCUGCGGCUCAAAUGUACCCUCACCAGCAAAGGCAGGAAGGUCAAUCUGAAGAGUGCUUCUUACAAGGUGAUUCACUGCACCGGCAGAUUGACAAACAUUCGCGACUCAAACUCGAACUCUAUGGAAGUUGAUAAUGAGGAGCGACGUAAUAGCAAAGAGGAUGAGGACGUGGAACAAGAUACAGGCGCUUCUCUGGUGCUCGUGGGUAGUCCCAUACCUCACCCCAGUAACAUCGAGAUACCCCUGGGACGCCACACGUUUUUGUCAAAACACAGUCUCAGCAUGAAGUUCACCUACGCCGACGAGAAAUUAGCCGAAUACUUGGGCUGGAGCAGCGACGAGCUGAUGGGCCGAUCGGUCUUCGAGUUUUAUCACGCACUCGACAAUCUGACGCUGGACAAGAGUUUCAAAUGCCUGUUCAGCAAGGGCCAGUGCGAGACCGUGGCGUACAGAUUCCUCGGUAAGCGGGGCGGCUAUGCCUGGGUUGUCACUCAGGCCACCCUCAUCCACUGCUCCAAGCAGCUGAAACCGAUCUCCGUCGUCUGCGUCAACUACAUCCUAAGUGGGAUCGAGCACGAGGAUGAGGUGUACAGCGUGCGCCAGUUGGCCGCACGUGACAGCGACGCCGAUCUGGUGAAGAUAGAGAGACCGUUGCCGGUCCUGGUGCCGACCGGCCCACCACGUUCCAUAUCGACGACAGACUCGAAUCAGGUGUCGCUGACCAACGACGAGGAGGAGAUUCCUCCCGCGGAGGAAUCGGCCGUCGACGACGAGUCCAACGAUCGACCGUUCGCCGUCACCGCGUCGAUCUUCCGCUCGGUCGACGUAAAGGCCGGCUGCAAGGACGAUUCGCGGAAGGACGACGCCUUGCCGAAACACGCCCAGGAGGAGAAGGCGUUCGUGCAGGCUCUCAAGGAGUCCCUGGAAGAGUCGAUUAAGGAGUCGCUGAAGGAGAACGACGAGCCGGCAGCGGUGAACCGACUGAACUGCCGGCAGUCCUUCGCUAAGAAGACACCCUUCAUAUUCCAGGAUAAACCGACGGUGGUGAGCGAUUCAUCGGACAGCGCUGGACACUGUGAUCGUCCGCAGUCGGUCACGAGACAUCUGUUCGCACCGCUCGCGGCCGCCGUGCAGCAACAGGAACAGCAGCAGCAACAGCAGGAACAGUCGCAAUUAUCCUGUCGACCGCAAACGGCCACGGCGAGCAUCUUCGCGCCUCGCACCGAGGACAUGAACAAGGGCUUCUUGACUUUCAGCGAGGAUCAGCCGGGUCUCACUAUGUUGAAGGACGAGCCAGAGGACCUGACACAUCUCGCACCCACGGCCGGCGAUGUGUGCGUACCCCUGGAGGACAGUCCCUUCCUGUCGGAAAUGCUGGACGAGUUUAUCUUCGGCAACUACAGCUGUCCCCUGCUGAGUCCAGGUGACACUCUGAUGCCGGAGUUACGUUCCGCGGAUCUCUCGGCGUCUCUCAAGGAUGCAGAUCUGGUGGACGCCGCUACCAGGACCAAGGACGCGGUCGACCGUCUGGCCAGUAGUGAUCCCUUCAUGUACGGCGACUCGCCCGGAAGUCCCUGCGGCAUCGGCCCGAACACCGUUUCGCCGUCCCUCUCGAAGUACCGGCAUAGUCCUGAGCGCAGCGUGGACUCACUGGGUAGUCCCACAGGAGGUAGCGGCGGCGAUGGACUCUCCGAGGACGAGAUGCUUAUGUUGGGUAUCAGCGACAGCAUAGGCGAUGAAGAGUUGGCGCUCAGAGCGCCCUAUAUUCCGAUGUCGGACCAGGACGAGGCGUUAGAGCUCCUCAUUAACGAUGACAUGGUCAUGUGGGGCUCAUCGCAAUCUGUCGACAAAGGAUCCUCGAAAUGGCUUCUCGACGAUCGAGAGCAACGUAAUUCCGAUUCCAGUCUGGCACAAUUGCUGCGAACCGAUCAAGCGGUGUCGCGGCGAUACAACGAUCACGGCGGAGGUUUGCUAAAUCCGACGCAGAUACUGGGACAAGCACCAAGAAAAAACACACUCUUCGAGUCCGAUCGAUGGUCCUCUAAUCCGGAGCGUCCCAAUAAACGCAUUCACCCUGGAUUUAACACGGACUCAGAGAGCGAGUACAAGCGUCUUAAGUGCGAAGAUUCAUCUUUCGAGCAUUUAAAUCUCGAGGAUACCUUGGUGACGAAGCAGCAGCGGCUGCCGACGGCGCUUCACAAGAAGUCGCCGCCGAGUCUCGGCAACACCUGCGGCAGCCAGCUUUUGCGCCGCCUUGUCUCGUCGCAGAUGUCGAGCAUCGUAUCGCAGACGGCAACUCUGCCCGACGGCAACACUCGCGAUGGCGGCGGCGAACGUCGUCGCGGGGACGUUUCGAAGCAGCGCGCUCGCGUCCUCGACGACAUCAUCGACUUCGUCGAGACGGAGGGCGACCGCGGCGGGGGAGGAGGCGGGGGCGAGAAUCGCGGCGGUAUCGGCGACGGCCUAGACAAGAUCGACGCGACGAGUCGGAGGAGGAAUCCCACCUGCGGCGCCGGCGGCAGCAGCGUGCUAAUGAAUCUCCUGGUUUCCGGCUGCGACGAUCCUCUAAUGAAUUCCCGCAAUGUGCCAACUCAGUUGUCGAGGAACCUGAGCCCGUUGUCCAUCAACGUGGACAAUCAGAUGGUGCCGCAUUGCGCGAAUACAGACAUCAUAUCUUUGCCGGAUCACCUCAGUCCGGAUACCAGGAAGCACUUGAUCGGGCCCUUCACCGGCGGCGGCGGCGGCGGGGAAAACGGCGGUACAACUCCCAUAGUCUCUCCCACGACGUCCGCGAUGGCAUCCUUCGACGGCUUCGACUGGAUCCGCGACGGAUCCACGGGUUUGCUUCAAGUGGGAUCGGAUCUACUCGGGGGACUGCUGGAUAGAAAUCUGGUGUGAUCCAGCGCGAUGAAAUUUGCGUAGACCCACCAGAGGAUCGAUCAGGGAAAUUAGAAGCCAGAUUCGUUCAAUAGAUUCGCUUUUUCGUGAGAAGUUUUAGAAGUUUCUCUUUUAUUUUCUUUUGUAACACGAUUUGAAUUAUUGCUUAUUGUAAUUAAAUUACAAUUAAGUUGUUGAUUAAUUUGGUUUUUUGACGUCACACUUGAUUUCGGAGCUUGUGAAAUAUACUAAAUACAAAAAUACAGAACAGAGAGCGGAAAAAGGAAUUAGAAUGCGCUCGAAGUGCACUAAGGGAUUUUAUGAGAAUCCUGCUUCUAAUUUCUGCGUGUAAAUAGGUUGUUUAAUUCCCGGUGCUUUUUAAUAAUUCGCUAAAUAUCCGAAGAUCCCAGAAACGCGAUAAAUGCAGCGUAGUUUAUAUUAAAUGUUCAGGAGGACAUUCGAUUAAUGUAAAAGUGGCGCGACUCGAAGAGCUUAGAUCCAGAUUUAAUUGAUAUUUUUAGAGUAAUCUUUUUACGAUGGUUUCUUUAAGUAAACAAUCGAUUCGCGUCAUUUCAACGUUCAAUCGAUACAUUUUUUUUACACCGAAGUGUGCAAGCGAACGUUUAAUCAAGUGUGUGUCAAGAUUUUCACGAAUUAAUACGACGAGGGAAUUAUAAUCUGUGCGUUUUGACGAGCUGCGUAGCGAGUUAAGUUUGACAUGGUGAGAUGUCUCUGUUGUAAAAAUGCGAGUGAUAUCUUUUAAUUGAGUCGAUCAAAGGCUAUACCGUUUUUAUUAUAAAAAGAAUUUUUAAAUUUUGUACGUAUUUUUUUACAUAUCUUACAUGUACCAUAUAUUUUUUUAAUUGAAUGCGAAAAUGUUGAAAUUUGUUUAAAGAACAAACGUGUUUAAGGAUAAAUUUUCGGUAAGUCAAAUUUAACGUUCUAGAAAAUUAUUUUCUACUAAAAUUUAUGAUUUUUGUUGCAAAUUCUUGUUUAAUCACUUUUAUUUGAUUUUGAACGAAAUCGUUCGAUUGUUGUCGUUGAACGAAAUCGAACGGUAAUGUUCAAUGCGGUAGGAUUUAAAGUAUAAGCAUAAUAAAGCGUGCAUAAUUAUCAAGGAAAGUGAUAGGAAAGAUAAAAUGUUAUUUAAUAAUGAUAUUAUCAUCGAAAUUCAAUGUACUAAAAAAUUUAUAGGCAUCCGGAAUAAAAUAAUCUCGAUUGGUUCUAAAAGUAAUUAAUUUUUUAAUUAAAGAAUUAUUUGAAUAUUUCUAAUAGAAAGAAGAAAAUGUUAUAGCCUUUUAGCGACUCGGUUUGUCUUUUCUAAAGUUGUAUAUAAACGAGUGCAUUUAUGCGCAUUGCGUGUGCAAAUUUGCAUAAUAUAUUAUUAAGUAGGGAAUUUAAUAAAAUAGGAAGGAACUUUAAGUUGAGAGCGAUAUAUGUUAUUGGAUUUGAAAAGAAUAAUGAGUGAUUAUUUCAUAUUCGUUUCGGAAUUCAAGAAAGUAAUGAUCAAAACAAAAGAGAAAGAGAGUGGAAAACUCAACUUUCUUUAAAAAAAAAAUGUAAUAUGUUAACAAAUGUUUUUUAUUUUAAAAGAUAUAAUAUGUCAAAAACAAAAAAUGAAAUAUUUCAGAGACGUUUUUUUUUACUAAGUUAAUUUAGUUCUAACAUUCCUUUAAUCUUUGUUUUGCACAUCUUCCUAAUAUGAAACAAAGCAAUGGAGCAACAUGGACAUCGGUUAGAUAUAUCAUUUUGAAUUUUUAAAUUAAUAAAGCGUGACAAAUCGCAACAUUGCUGCGUCAUCGUUAUUGCAUAUCAAAUUAAGGUAGUCGCGAUGUUCUUUUCAUAUGUUGCUGAUUGUCAUCUUUACUGAUUGUUGUGUCACGAUAAUUUCUACUGGAUUUCAAUCAUGAUUCAUUUGUUGCUGCUGCACCGUGAUUAUUCGUUGCAUACGAGUAAUAUCUUAGCAUUAUGAUUAGCGUUAUGUUUGUCACUGCAAUUACUGCAGUUACCAUUGUCAUAUAAAUUGAGACAUAUAUGUUUUUUAUUAUAAUUUUAUUUUAAUACAAUAUUAUUGCAGGUCUAAUCAUAUUAUAAUAGUGAUGAAUGAAUAUGAUAGUUGACGGUAUGAAAUGGUUAUGAUAUGGAUACAAAAAAAGGAUAACCAAUAUUUAGAAAUAAAUAUUUCUAAAAUUA
Messenger RNA from Wasmannia auropunctata (little fire ant), 10156 nucleotides. RefSeq lists its product as uncharacterized. Gene Ontology annotation, cellular component: transcription regulator complex; nucleus; cytoplasm. Gene Ontology annotation, molecular function: RNA polymerase II transcription regulatory region sequence-specific DNA binding; DNA-binding transcription factor activity, RNA polymerase II-specific; protein dimerization activity. The record is from RefSeq and is a predicted model, not a curated record. Lineage: Eukaryota; Metazoa; Arthropoda; Insecta; Hymenoptera; Formicidae. Bases 3392 to 7984 code for a protein of 1530 amino acids. Gene Ontology annotation, biological process: cellular response to hypoxia; regulation of transcription by RNA polymerase II. The transcript is spliced from 15 exons.